AUGCAAUUAGGGUAUUUGCUAAAUCAGCGGUGGGGUGGUGGCGGCGACAGACGGAGGGCUGGUGAGGAAGAAGGCUCUGACACCACUGGCAGUGGAGGGGCAGCAGCGUAUUUGGCUAUAACGCCUCUUACUAUGGGUGGGCAGUGGCAUAAAGGAAAGAGGGCAGUGGCACAAAGGGAAGAGGGCAGUGGCGCAAAGGGAAAGAACAGAGAAAG
Ilex paraguariensis (yerba mate) is the source of this 215-nucleotide messenger RNA. Lineage: Eukaryota; Viridiplantae; Streptophyta; Magnoliopsida; Aquifoliales; Aquifoliaceae. The record is from the annotation of a GenBank genome assembly.